Messenger RNA from Nanorana parkeri, 1957 nucleotides. RefSeq names its product TNFAIP3 interacting protein 1 (gene TNIP1). The record is from RefSeq and is a predicted model, not a curated record. NCBI's taxonomy places the organism in Eukaryota, Metazoa, Chordata, Amphibia, Anura, Dicroglossidae. Bases 37 to 1899 code for a protein of 620 amino acids. Gene Ontology annotation, biological process: cellular response to lipopolysaccharide; negative regulation of canonical NF-kappaB signal transduction; regulation of transcription by RNA polymerase II. The transcript is spliced from 18 exons.
GCUGGAUCACCUUUUGGUUGGAUGUUUAACUGAUUAAUGGAAGGCAGAAGUCCCUACAGAAUAUAUGAUCCGGGAGGCACAGCCCCAAACCGACUGGCCGCUCUGAGGCAAAACAUGGAAGGAAUAUUGAGUUUGGGUGACUUGUUAGAGGAGUCUCAGAGUGUGGUUUUUACUCUCCGCCAGAAAGCUGAAGCUCUGACCAAAGACGACCAGCAUUUGCAGCCUUCUUCAUACCCAGCUGCUCCAUCCCCUCACCCUGGAUCGAUGGAUAACGAAAAAGAGAACGCAGAUGAUUUCUUGCAUGUACGGAUGGAAAAACUGAAUGUGGAAUCACAUACUACUGCGAAAACUAACCAGAAAUCUCCAACAAGUGGAUCAUCUUCGGAAUUUGAAAUUCUGGGUCACAGUGAAAGAAGAAAGCCUCUUGAAGCCAGAUUAUCGGACCCUGGCCCGAAUGUGCAUCAUGAAGACGAAAACCUACAUCAUCACCUGCAGCGUAUGGAGAAUUCACUGAGCAUGUUCGCUGAGGAACCUGACCAGAACCGGCUUCUCAAUCACAUAAGCCGAAUGGUGCUGGAGUUUAACCGCCUGGCAGGCAAAGUACAUAAGAACGAGAUGCGGACAUCGGUAUUACAGACAUUGUGUGAACAGCUGAGGAAAGAGAAUGAAGACUUGAGGCACAAGCUGGAAGCUGAUUGGAACAAGAGGAGCCAGGUUGAGCAAGCUUUGAGAUAUGAAAAUGUGGAGCUGAGGAAGUUAAUUCUAGACAAAGGGAAAGCACCAGUAAACCAUACCACCCCAGCAGUGGAGGACAAGAUAGAGAAUGCUACACAUCAACAGGCAGCCAAAUUACUUGAAAAGUCAACAAAUAAAGACCAAAACGGAGCAUUGGUAAAGAAGGUGAAAAUUCUGGAACAUCAGAGGACAGAGCUCCUGGAAGUAAAUAAGCAAUGGGAUCAGCAGUUCCGCUCUAUGAAGAUGCAAUAUGAAGAGAAGAUCACAUCCCUGCGUCAGAAGUUGUCUCAGGCCACCAAGAAUGAGAGUGAACAGGAAGCAGAAAGAGACCGCAAGCAGAGAGAUUUUGACCGCAAGCUCCUUCUUGCUAGGGACAAAUUGGAGGAGAAAGAGGCACAAAUCCAGAAGCUGGAGUCUGACAUAAGAGAUCUGAAGCAAAAGAAUAAGUUUCUCCAUGACCAGCUGAGCUCCACCAGCAAGCAACGAGAGUACCAUGAGCGGGAGAUCAGCCGACUGAAUAAAGCCCUGGAGGAAGCUCUGAAACUUCGUGAGUUGGCUUCUCAUUCUCCCUCAAUCACUGCCUCUGCAGAGGACACUUGGUUUCUGCAACGCCAGGAACUCCUAACCCAGAAUGACCUUCUCAAGCAACAGGUGACCAUCUUUGAGGAAGACUUCAAGAGGGAGCGCAGUGACCGGGAACGUAUGAAUGAGGAAAAGGAGGAGCUGAAGAGACAGCUGGAACAUCUUCAAGCACAACUGGCUCAGGCAAAAGCCCAGUUGCGCGCUUGCCAGGAGGAUAUGCGAAGGGAGAGAGAGGGUCCACGUGACAUGACAAGGCAACAGGCCUUGGGAGAAAGAUACAAUCAAGAUCCCCACACAGGACCUGCAUGCCCGCCUUACCAAUAUCACCAAUACCCAUACAGCCCUCCUGCCUUAAUUUACCAAGGCUUUGAUGAUUGGCAGAUCUGCUACCCUCCUCAAAAUGUUGCUCCAGAACACAGUCAAGUUCAAGACUUGCCUAAUGCUCCUCCGCCUGUGUAUCAAUGGAAAACUCCCAAUGCCCCUCCGCGAUCACAUAAACCAAAGGAAGCAGAGAUGCUAAACUCUAGAAAGAAGGAGCAAGAGGUGAAGCGAGGAACCCAAAUUCCACAGAGACCAACCUGAGCGGGUACUAUGAAGGCAACAACGUUUUGUGAUUCACUUAGUGCUGGUACUGCCUCCU